CUAAAAGAGUAUAUUCUAACACAAUUUUAAUUGGAGGGGUUCACCUGGGGCUCCCAAAAGGGUUGGGGGCCCCCUACCUUAAUCUAAUGGUAAGUCCGCCCCUGUUCCGGGCCGGGCCCAACCAUGUAUGAGAUCAUUUCUGAGGGAAAUGGGGGCAGUGUGGCACCUGAUGCUCCUAAAAUCCGGUCCACUCAGUCUGCAUGAGAAUAAAAGCACAAAAUCGAAUCACAAUGGUUCGUAUUGACAUAAUCAUAGCAGACUGUUUGCACUUGGCUCUGCCCCUCCGCGCUGCGCUAUUCCCUCCAUCCACGCGUGCGUAAAGUUCCGGUUAAACUCGUUGCUAAUUAUCUCAUGCGCGAUCAUGGGUCAGAAGAGGGAGACGGUCCAGCCCUCCCGCUGCCGCACUCGCCUGCGCGGGCAAAUGUUGCCUAGUUUGCUGGUUGCGUGGAAACUGAAAGGCUGCAGCUCCGGGGCGCGCGAGCGUUUCUCCUGCGGCGCGUCGCGCGCAACUUGGACGGACGGCGAGGGGAUCUGAUCUGAUGGGAGCGAAGCAACUGCAGGGGAAAACAGACAAAUGAUGGAAGGGGGAGAGGAAAGCCGAGGGGGUUCUGCAUUAGCUGGAGAGAUUGAUGUGGACCUCAACCCUCAACUCAGGCGGUCCUACUGAAGAAUGCCCAUUUCCCACAAUGCCCCUGCCUACAGACUGGCUACUGCGCCACUCAGUGGUCAUGUGUUUGUUGCUGCACAGUUUGGUCCUGAUGACCUUCUGCUUCCAUCACGCCGCCACCACGUGCUCCAACCGGUGCUACUGCUCUGAGAGCGAGACCGGCGGCAAGACGGUGCGCUGCAGCAACCUUCAGCUCACAGAAAUCCCACUGGACAUCCCCAAUGACACACAACGCAUCUACUUGGACUUCAACCUUUUGACGUCUGUCCCAACUAAUGCUUUUGGAGGUUUAUCCCACUUAGUUGAGCUGGACAUAUCGCAUAACGAAUUAACCCAGCUAGAACCCGGCGCCUUCAGAGGCCUCGGCCCCUCCCUACAGUUCUUAGACCUGUCCUCAAACAAGUUAGUUAACUUUAACCCUGAGGCCUUCGACGGCCUUCGGGCGUAUGCCAACCUAACGAACAAUCCAUGGCACUGUGACUGCAACUUGCAGAUGGCUAUGCCCCGCGUGGACCUGGAGCCUGUGUCGCUCACAGGCAUUGUGUGCCAGACUUCUGAUCCAGAGGAAAUAGGCGUUGAAGGACAUUCCUUCCUGCUGAAACCAGACAUUGACUUAUGCGUGGUGAUGAAGAAGACGACAGACGUGGCCAUGCUGGUUGUCAUGUUUGGCUGGUUUACGAUGGUCAUCUCAUAUCUGGUUUACUACGUGAGGGCUAAUCAGGAGGACGCCCGCAGACACCUGGAGUAUCUAAAGUCUUUGCCCAGCCGGCAGGGCAGGUCAGAGGAGUCUUCCACCAUAAGCACUGUGGUUUAGCACUAAUAUAACCACACUUUACUGAAAUCGUAUCUCAUAAUGACGGUGCUUGCAAUGUGGCUUGUACUUACACGGUCCCCAUCGGUGUUCAAGAACCCAAGACGGAAACAACAACGGAAGCUCCAACAUUUGCAAACUUGUUCAGAUGAAUAAUUCAUCUUUCAGCAGACCAUUAAGACUUUUUUUCCUAAGUUGAUGGCCUUGUUUGUGCACUAAGCUGGUAAAAGCAGUGUUUCUGGUGAGUAUGGGACACAAAUGGGAUUUAUCCAGUGGUGCGUGCACUUUGAUGCAUCAACAGAGACGAGACACGGUCGUAUGAACGCCAGAGGAACGAGCUCCAUGUACGAAUGCCUUUUCUAUUAAUAAAAUACCUAUGAUAUGCACUCGGAUGAUUUAAGUAAAAUUACGUUUUGCAUGGAAA
Oryzias melastigma (Indian medaka) is the source of this 1902-nucleotide messenger RNA. RefSeq names its product leucine rich repeat containing 3Ca (gene lrrc3ca). The coding region runs from base 630 to 1481 and encodes 283 amino acids. The transcript has 2 exons. Gene Ontology annotation, molecular function: protein binding. The record is from RefSeq and is a predicted model, not a curated record. Lineage: Eukaryota; Metazoa; Chordata; Actinopteri; Beloniformes; Adrianichthyidae. Gene Ontology annotation, cellular component: plasma membrane.